UCAAGCCUUGAUCAUUAUUCGACACCACCCAUCUCUCCUGCUCUCUCUGUUUCUCUCCUCCUUCCUCCUUCUGUCUCCCCACCUCUCUUCUCUGCUCCGCUUUGCUCCUGCCAGGAGAAAUGAUGAUGAUGAUGAUGUUAUACUGAGACCAGCCAAUGGUGAAACGGGAAGCAAGGAGAAUGGGUGUGUCCAGAGGCCAGGCUCGGAGCUGUUCGAUGCUGAGGAGGCUGAAGAGGAAGCACGGGAGGUAGAGGAGGGUGGGGGAGGCCUUGUCCGAACUGAGGAGAGCCUACGCUGGCUUAAAAAAGGGGGGAGAAGAGGAGGAGGGGGAGGAGGAGGAAGGAGGGAGGAAGGUGUCGGCCGAGGGGGGACUCAACCUGUGCUGUCAUGGACAAAUAUCGACCAAAGAGACCAACUACCCUGGCUCUGUUUCCACAGCUGCCACAAGCCGGCACCCAGGACUCCAUCAACAACAACUCUUUGGGCAAGAAGGACAGUUGGAAGGAGGCCCACUCCUCCUCCCCACACAUAACAGGGGAUCUAGCUGCAGUGGACGUCCAACCCAAAGUUGGGGACAAAGUCCAGCACAGCACCCGCCGUCCAGCCCCCAAACCACCCACAGCCAAUGGAGCCAAAGGCAGAGGCAGCGCUCAGACGGCGCCCACCGCCGCAGACAGUCGCACCCGAGCACUGGACAGACAUGUGCCGGCGAUCACACACACACAGGCUUCCAGCACACCGCGGAGUCAGCGACAAGGAGGAGGAGGAGGAGGGGGAGGAGGAAGAGGCCUGGGUAAAGGAGCAACGGCAAUGAGAGACAGGAACCUGGGAGAGGUCAAAGGAAAGAAUGGAGUGACCGCAGGGAAGGAGGAGAGACGAGGAGGACGACUGUGUGAGUCCAGGGAGAGAGAGAGAGACGCGCCUCAGAGGCCGAGAGAAGCCAACGGGCUGAAAAGCCGGGGGGGCGACAGGAAAGGAAAAGUGGGCGCCAAAGCAGGGAACAGAGGUGGAUUCAAGCAAAACAACUUAAUGUCUAGCCACGAGGUUUAUCUGACGGCCAUGGUGGUUCCACGCACGCCCGUGGCACCGAGGACCCAGGACCAGGCCCCAGACCCAGGCCAAAAUCACGACGGGACCCAGGACAACCCUCCUGCCCUUUCUAGGUCAAGCAGCGAGGGGGGGUCGAACAGAAUGUCCCUCAGCUCUGACACAGAAGGGCCCCCACCAGGACCCCUUCACCCAUCUCUGUCCCACCGAAUCAACCCGGACAUCAGCGAAGAGGAGGGAGAGGUGGACAACGGGCCGACCCACUGCCCCCCGGCGGUGGACGGCACCGAGCCGGAGGUGGACCCGGGGGGGGGCGGGGACCCGACAGCGGAGGCGGACGGCACAAACUCUAUCACUCAGGGAGAUUCUGUAGCUGCUGAGACUGUACCAAAAAGCGAACCCACAGCGGGCUUAGAGUAUGACUCUGUCAAAUACACUCUGGUGGUGGAUGAACACGCUCAGCUGGAGCUGGUCAGCCUCAAGGACUGCUUGAACGGUUAUGAGCACAACGGGGACAGCGAUGCAGAAACAGUGUAUCAGUCGGCCAAUGAGGAGGAAGAUCCAGAGUACGAGGAGGAGAGGAAGAGGAGGGAGCAGAUCAGGAAGCAAGAAAGGAGGAAAGACGACGAAAAAAGACGAAAGGAGGACGAGACCAGAAAGUGGAGGGAGGAAGAUGUGAAGCGGAGGAGAGAGGAAGAGGUGAAGAGGAGGAGAGACGUGGUGGCCAGGAUCUGCAAACAGACCAAGGUGAUGUCGACCACUACGUCGGAAGAAGACGAGUCCAGCGGAGGAAAAGCUGCAGCUCCCAGAAGUAGGAAGUUCCUGAAUCUGUUUGCCGACGGCCACAGCCCCUACAGUGCCACAGGCGCUGAAUCCUUCGGCAUGUUCUCCUGCGUCCUGCACGGCGUGGAGCGGCAGCAGAGCCACAGAGCCGUCUACAGGUUCGUCCCUCGGCACGCGGACGAGCUCUACCUGGAGACCGACGACCCGGUGCUGAUGCUGAGCCAGUCGGAGGACCUGUGGUGUCAGGGCUACAACAUGAGGACGGGCGCCAGCGGCAUCUUCCCCGCGUUCUACGCUGUCAAGGUGCCCAGAGACAUGAACCACGGUCAGGGAGGCGCCUGCAUGGAGCAGUUCCUGGUGAGGUUCCUGGGUUCGGUUCAGGUCCCCAUCCAUAAAGGCAACGAUGUGCUGUGUGCUGCCAUGCAGAAGGUGGUGUGUAACCGGCGGCUGGCGGCUCAGCCCCCCUCCGUGUGCGUGCUGGAGGUCAGCGUGGAGGGGGUGAAGAUCAGCGUCCAGGACCAGUGCCACUCAGCCAACAGGGGCGACCGGUGUUUUCAUUUUUUCCAGCUGAAGAACAUCUCGUUCUGUGGCUGUCAUCCAAAACACAGCAAAUACUUCGGUUUCAUCACCAAACAUCCAGACCAGCAGCGCUUCGCCUGUCAUGUGAUGGUGGCGGAGAGCACGUUGCAUCCUCUGGCUCAGUGCGUGGGGAGGGCCUUCCAGCAGUAUUACAAGGAGCACGUCGGCUACUCCUGUCCCACUGAAGACAUCUUCAUUGAAUAGCAUCGCUCUCACUUUGUGCAUGUAAGCAUGGUCUUACACCACAGACUGAACCCCUCAUAUAGCUUCAGAGUAACUUGUGUGGUGGAUUUUCUUUUGUUAGCUGCAUCAAGUAAUAUAGCAAGUUUCACUUCCUUUAGCCAGCGGCAAUAUGAAUAACUCUACGGGUGAACAGGGUCACAUGGGAUGAACCCCGCCCACACAAAUAAAUGAUAUAUGAAUGAUAUAUCUGAUGACCUAUGAUUGAGACUAUACCAAUAAUAAUUAAUUUAAAACCAAGGAGAUAAUAUGGCCGUAAAUGCAAUUGGGUAACGUGUCAGGAUUAGUUUGUCCUCCAGGUAGACUGACGUCUAUAGAGCCGCACAGUUAACGAGAAAAGGCUGAAUAUGUUUAAAUCAGACAGCUUUUCUAGCUGCAGACAUGUAAGAAGAUAAAACCCUAUAGAAUGAGGCAAUGAACAUCCCUGUGUCUUACAGCCCACGUGACAAUCAGCUGUUGCUAAGGUGUUUAGACUUGCUUUGCUGUGACCAGCUCCUCUGGUUGCUGCUUGAUGUUUGCUUCCAGGUUCUGCAGGAUUUCAGGAGGCAUCACUUCAGCUUGUGCUUGCUGUGCAUUGCUGGACCACGUCAGUGUAAACGGCUUUGUUUCAGAUCAGAUAGAAACGCUGGAACCUUCACAACCUUCCCUCAGAGAUUAGCUUCAGCUAAUCUGAGCUGCACCAAUCAACAUUUUUCACACGAUUGGCCAAAACUGCAGUUGCCCUCAGCUCUGGCUCGUUGGCCAAUCUUUUCUUUUGUCCCAGUUACAAAUCCAUCUGUGCUCCUCCUGGUCCAUGCUCUAAUCAAGGCAUCAGCUCACAACUACAGUACGAAGAGGAGAACGUUGAUUCGCAUCUUUCUGACGUGUUACUGUUGUGAUGUAGCUUGUGCUGCAUGCUGCCCCCUAGUGGUCAACGAAAAUCCAAACACGCUGCUUUAAGAUGUGGGACAUGAGCAGCCGGACUCCAAACACCGGGAAUGGACAGAUGGAAGCACUGGAAGAUAGAGCCUGAGGUGUGUUAUGAUCAGAAACAGUGCCUUUGUGGUCUAGUGAUCAUGACUGUCCUGUGAUUUGCCUGUUCAAAUGUUUUCAUUCACACUACCUAAAGAGAAGAGUCUCACGAUCAUGACCUUUGACCCGUACCUAAGAUGGCUUCCAUGGAAAUUCUAGUGAUUUUGCUGAGACCUGGCCGCUGGCGCACGCUCUCCCUGUGUCCCCGACCUGGUCUCGCUGGCUGGCAUGAAGACAACACCGUAGCCAGGUGCUGUGGUCCAGUGCGUUCUGACUGGUUAAUGUAUUAACUAUAGGACUGACUUUUCUAUAGAAAGAGUCUAAUCUAGGAUUAUUGUUAUGCAAUGAUGAGAGGAUUAAUAUUAGCAGUUAUUAGUCAGAUUAUUUCCUGCUGUUGUAGGUUCCAAAAUACCAAAUAGUUGUACGUGGCAUGAAGCAUUUUAUUGAAUAAGGCAUGAUAUUAGCACUGCAACAUCACAUGCGAUUGACCUUUGACCUUUGAUUCAGCCACUCAACAAGGCAACAGAAGCACCAUUAGCGCUUCCUGUUCACUGGGAGGAAGGAAGGCUGGAUGUCUGCUGCUUGAGUCGCCUUCUGACAUCUCCAGUAAUGAGGCGUGUUACCACACGUUUAUUUCCAUGUCAGCCACCUCAGGUCGUUGCAGUACGUUGUUGUGUCCACCAGGAAGUGUCCUUUCCAUGUCUGUGUGAUUCUAACUCUACGGGAUCUACUGAACUUUAUCCAUCCAUAGAGAUUCGUUAUGUAUAGGUGCGUAUGUAGAGUCCAGAUGGUAACUACUCAGACAGUUACACACGUCAGCACAUCCAGCUUUAAAUAAAGUAACUGACAUAUAGACUUAUUAGCAUUAGAUACUCACACAGUUCUUCCUAUAGUGACAUAAUCAUGAUCAGAUGAAAGAUGUGAGACCCGACGAUUUGUUUCAAACUAAAUGUGCUGAGAACCAGAACCUGAUGCAGGUAAAUGUCUAAAUACUUGCUCUGGACUGUACGUAUGUGUGUAUAGAGUUAUUAUUGUAUGCUGUCGGUAUAACCACAACCUGGGUGUAACACCGCAUGAAAUCAAUGUUGUAAACUGAAGACAAGAUGCAGAAAGUGGUGGCGAUAGUGACGGUGAUGAUUCUUGUUAAUAAACCAUUUAGAAAUGA
Messenger RNA from Betta splendens (Siamese fighting fish), 4825 nucleotides. It is a transcript of the gene mapk8ip1a, whose product is annotated as mitogen-activated protein kinase 8 interacting protein 1a. The transcript is spliced from 12 exons. The coding region runs from base 388 to 2613 and encodes 741 amino acids. The record is from RefSeq and is a predicted model, not a curated record. Lineage: Eukaryota; Metazoa; Chordata; Actinopteri; Anabantiformes; Osphronemidae. Gene Ontology annotation, cellular component: cytoplasm. Gene Ontology annotation, molecular function: protein binding. Gene Ontology annotation, biological process: regulation of JNK cascade.